AUGAGAGUGUUGAAGGAAUUUCAUAAUAAGGGCCGUAUAGAAAGGGGCUGCAACGCGUCUUUUAUAGCCUUAUUACCAAAGAUAAGAGACCCUAAGAUGGUUAGCGAGUAUAGACCUAUUUCGUUGAUUGGGGUGUUAUACAAAGUAAUAGCGAAAGUUCUUGCAAAUCGAAUCAAAGGGGUAAUUCCAUUUGUGGUGGCGUCAGUACAAACGGCUUUUGUAGAAGGUAGGUCAAUUUUUGAUGGCCCUAUCAUUACAAGUGAAGUAAUCUCCUGGGCGAAAAAAAGCAAAAAGGAAAUAUUUGUGUUUAAAGUGGACUUUGAAAAGGCUUAUGACUGCAUAAACUGGAAGUUCCUACUGGCAAACAUGAAAGCAAUGAAUUUCCCGGCAAGAUGGAGGAAGUGGAUUGGAGCGUGUCUAAAGUCAAGUUGGGCGUCGGUUUUGGUAAAUGGAUCCCCUACAUCGGAAUUCAAUUUACAAAGAGGUUUAAGACAAGGUGAUCCGCUAUCCCCAUUCUUAUUUAUUCUAGCUAUGGAAGCAUUAGAUGUGAAUUUAAGUAAAUCAAGCUUAGUUGGUGUGGAGGUAGAAGAGGAAGAAGUUGAAUCUAUGACCGAAAAAUUAAAAUGUAAAAAAGGUAAUAUGCCGUUUGAAUUUUUGGGGUUAACAAUUGGUGCAAAUAUGAAACGAGAAAAACUAUGGAAACCGGUGGUAGAUAAGUUCAAUAAAAAACUAUCGUCAUGGAAAGCGAAAUGCCUAUCAUUUGCCGGAAGAUUGGUAUUAGCAAAAGCGGUUAUGGGAGCACUUCCGAAUUACUACAUGUCAAUGUUUUCAGCCCCAAAGAAAGUUAUCCAAAAGUUAGAAGCAAUUCGGAGGAAGUUCGUUUGGGGUUCGAAAGAAGGUAAAAAUAAGAUAUGUUGGAUUGCAUGGAAAACAAUGGUAAAACCGAGAAAAUAUGGUGGAUUCGGUAUAGGGGAUUUGAGAAGCACGAAUCUAGCACUAUUAGUAAAGUGGGCUUGGAAAUAUAAAACGAACCAGGAAGCAUUAUGGGCAAAAGUCGUAAAAGCAAUACAUGAAAAUAAGAGAUGCCACAAAUAUAUCCCAGCAAACAAAAGGAUUACUGGAAUAUGGAAAGAUAUAGUAGGUUCAUACAAUGAACUCAACAGCAAAGGCAUAAACUUGAAGGAAAGAUUAGUGGCGAAAGUAGGAGAUGGAAAAAAGAUUAAACUAUGGCUGGAUAAUUGGGCAGGUGAGUUACCGUUGAAAGACCGAUACCCUGAAUUGUUUAAGAUCGCAAAAAACAAGCAAGCAACUGUGGCGAACCAUGGAGUAAAGGUAGGAAACGAAACUCAAUGGAACAUUGAGUGGAGUAGACCACCAAACAGCGACGAAGAAUGGAGGCAAUGGUCGGGUAUGUGGAAUGAUUUAAAUAAAACAAAAAUUGAUACGGCAGCGGACCGAUGGGGAUGGAAAAAUGAUAAAUGGGAGACAUUCUCAGUAGCAGCGGUCAAAAGACUGAUCGACAAACAAUUCAUAACUGAACCGGAAGAACAAUGGAAUCACUGGAACACAUGGGCGCCGGCAAAGAUAAACUACUUUACGUGGAGGGCAGCUAUCGGAAAAAUCGCGGUAAAAGAAGAACUAAAAAAAAAGAGGCGUAGCUAUGGAAAACGAUCUGUGCUCAAGAUGUGGGUUGAGGGAGGAAUCAGUGGAACACUUAAUACACGAAUGCAUAAUGUCAAAAGCAGUUUGGUGGAACAUCCUUGUGUGGCUGAAACUACCGACUACUGCGGACGUGAGUACAUGCAAGAAGAUGAUAGAAUACCCGGACGGUUUGGCUGGAUCAUCGGAAUGGAAGAAAAUAGUGAAACUGGUCUUUCAAACAACGAUAUGGAACCUUUGGAAGACACGAAACGAAAAGGAGUUCAAAGGAGGCACGAGAGUAGGAAGCAAAAUAAUCGACGACAUUAA
Messenger RNA from Helianthus annuus (common sunflower), 1968 nucleotides. RefSeq lists its product as uncharacterized. Lineage: Eukaryota; Viridiplantae; Streptophyta; Magnoliopsida; Asterales; Asteraceae. The coding region runs from base 1 to 1968 and encodes 655 amino acids. The record is from RefSeq and is a predicted model, not a curated record. The transcript has 2 exons.